Messenger RNA from Trichomycterus rosablanca, 5882 nucleotides. It is a transcript of the gene n4bp2, whose product is annotated as NEDD4 binding protein 2. Gene Ontology annotation, cellular component: nucleus. The coding region runs from base 98 to 4657 and encodes 1519 amino acids. The record is from RefSeq and is a predicted model, not a curated record. The transcript has 16 exons. Gene Ontology annotation, molecular function: ubiquitin binding; endonuclease activity. Lineage: Eukaryota; Metazoa; Chordata; Actinopteri; Siluriformes; Trichomycteridae.
UUAGCAUAGCAUGCUAAACGCGAAUGCUAACAAAUGCUAAUGCUUUCCCCGAGAGGCUACAAACUUGUGAACAGUGGAUUACCGCGGUUGUAUCGGAAUGCCAAAGAAAAAGAAAAACGGACCCGGUGCGGGAGGUUCGGUACCGCCGGUUUAUUAUUCUAAUCCCGGUUCUAACAGGGCCGCUUCAGGCCCGGAGCUCACGGUAACCAGGGCGGCCGACAUGAGCGCGCUAAACAGGGACGAGGUCGUGAGGAACAUGCAGGAGAUGUUCUCAGAUCUGGACCCUGUGGUUAUUUACAUCGUGCUUUCUGAGGCUGAUUUUAAAGUGGAAAAUGCCAUGGACGCCCUCCUGGAGCUGUCCGGUGCCGCUACAGGAAGGGUCACGACCCCUCCACCGAUCUCAGGCUUUGAGAUGGCUGCCGCUGUCCUGGAACCACGUCGGUCUGGGACAGGACCGUCCACGUCGGGAUCCGAACGGUCGGCCGUGUCAGACGGCGAAGCAUCCCGGCAGGAGCUCAGCCCUGAAACGACUUGUCUAACUGAGGAGUUCGAUUCACUCAUUGAUCAGGAACUGGAAACUUUUAUGAUGCCCAAACCCCCACCGUCCUCACAGUCAGUUCCUCGAGGAGCUUUGCUGGAGCUGGAUCAGUUAGCUAUCGAUGACAACACUAAUGUAGGCUCUCUGAGCCAGCGUGGUUACUAUCCGCCCGCCAGAACCGCUGGAGUCCAAGGGAACACCUCACCUUUAGAUGAACUCAGUUUAGGGGGGGCAUGUUUACCUCAUGAUGAUGAGAUUCCUGUUGAUUUUAGUUACUUAACCAGCGAUUCCAGCAGUGCUGUUACAAGAACUUCCGCCUUUAAGCCGUACCACAGACCUGAUCAGAUCGUGAAUCUAUCUGAAGGCCUGCACCCUACCUGGAUCGUUCAGGCUUCAUCUCUCCAGCCCCACGUGGAGAAUCCGGCGUUUAUAACACCGGUGGUGCAAUCCCCAAACCCAUGGACGAAUCCCCCCUCCGUGUUGAGGUGGGCUGCAGGCUGGACUGUCAGUCAGGCUCCUCUGAAGCCCUCAGCCACCGUUCCCAAGUCGUGGAUGCUUGCUCCACAGAGCAGACUCAGGUUGGAGGGGCAGGUCCUGGUGCUGCUCAGAGGGGCUCCCGGAUCGGGCAAAAGCACGCUGGCCAGUGCCAUGUUGGAACAAAACCCCGGUGGGGCGGUGUUGAGUACAGAUGAGUACUUUACCAGAAACGGCAUGUACUGCUAUCAGCCGGACCUGCUGGGAGAGGCUCACGCCUGGAACCACCGGAGAGCCAAAGAAGCGUUUGAGAGAGGUUUUAACCCUGUGAUUAUAGACAACACGAACAUGCAGUGUUGGGAGAUGAAGCCCUACGUUGCUUUGGCCCUGAAGCACAAGUACAGAGUUCUGUUCCGCGAACCCAACACCUGGUGGAAAAGCAAACCGCGGGAACUAGAGAAACGCACCAAACACGGGGUAACGAAGGAGAAGAUUCGGCGCAUGCUGGACAACCAGGACCGUUUUGUAUCUGUCCAGAAUAUAAUGGCGUCACAGCCCAUAUCCACGGCCGUCUACGGUGUGGAUGUACCCGAGUCAGGCGCAUCACAGUGCUCGCUGCAGCGUUUAAGAACUCAUCCCGACCUAGUGGGCAACUCUGGGUUUGGUAAAGCCGGUGGGCACCUUUCCUCCUCUCUGCCAGACGUUUCCUCGGUUGACGGGAGGUGUAGCCCCAGUAUAUCAAACACAGACCGAGCGGAGAGCGAUACGGAAUCCACCGGUUAUAAAGAACUCGCUGAAGAUCUUCAGUCUGAGCUGCUAGAUGGAGCAGAACUGGACCGGGAACUAGAAGCCAGUAUUUCACUCUCUGAGAGGGAGAACGUUGAAGCGAAUGAAAGGGCUUGGGAACAGUGUCCAGAGUCGAUGGGUCAGCGGGUCAGGAGAGAGAGGGACAGACUGGCGGACAGAGAUGCCACCGGUCACUCUCUAUCUCCGGAACACGGUGAAGGGAAUUUGGAAGAAGCAGAAGGGUGUAAGAAGGACGAAUCAGAGGGCGUACGGGCCGCCGACGUUAAACAGCUGGAUUUUGUGGGUGACUGGCCUUCUGAGAGCCUCCAACAGCGCGCUCAGAGGAGUCGCAAGUCAGCGUCUCUGAGUGUGAGAAACUUAGAAGAAGACACAAAUAAACCCGAGACAUCAGGAGGACCUUCAGAUUCCAACGUUUCAGGUAAAACGGAGUUCCAGAAGCUUUUAGAUCUUCUUCAAGAAGGUGAAAUUGCUCAAGAAACAACAAGAGAGGAUCAGAGAGUUCUCCCUGAUUGUGUUCUGGACUGGAAGUCUGGAGAAUCUUCUCCUCUUGGAGAUGACGGCUCUGGUUCUCAAGGCUCUACCGAAGAGCUUGAAUCAGACCAGGAUGCGUCAGGUGUCGGUACUCCAGAAAAAGAAGAAGGAGAGAAGAAAGCCGAUCCAUCUCUCGUCCCUGACGUGACUCCUAGAUUAGAAAGUGAGGUGGACUUUAAGGAGUCUGAGGUCUACCAUGAGAGGAAGAAAGGUUCCUCUCGGAAAGCUGGGAAAUCCUACAGACUGGCACUGACCUUCACAAAUCAGAGUCCGUUCCUAGCCGGCGCAUCUUCAGGGUCUCCCGUGGAUUCCUCAGUACAGACGGACGCUCAGGACUUUGCCCUCCUGUGGAGAACCGAGCGUCGGAUGUGUGCCGGACCAGACUGGGCUGACUCCACCCGGGGAUCGGUGAUUUUGGAGGGAAACCCUUUACGUUUUGUCCCCAAAACAACAGAAGAGGAGCCUCCAGGACCGCAGGCGAUCCCGUACCGCGUACGCCAUGAUAAAGGGUCUCAGGUGGAGGAGAACAAGCUUAGAGAGUUACCCAUCAAACAGAGCAGUCUGGAGAUACUCAGGUGUCACUUUAAACACGUCCCUCUGGAGACCCUGGAGGACCUGUUCGAGAAGUGUCACCAGGACAUGGAGUGGACGACCAACCUCCUGCUGGAUUCGGGGGAAUGUCUCUGUAGGGAUGAGAAGGAAGAUGCUUCUGAUCAGGCAGCUCCUGAGGGUUUGGUUCAGGCUGCUGAGGAGGAACUUCUGACAGUCGGGUCCACAGAGGACACCAGGGGAGAGGUUACAGUGCCGCAGAGCUCGACUGAGAAUAUUGCUGAUGAGCCUGAAGAUUCAGCUGAAGUACUCGAGGGAUCUAACCAUCUAUCCCAACCAAGCCAAACCGCUUCCAAUUCCCCCACUGUGUCUGAUCCUGAACCCCAAUCAGCACCACCUCAGGAGGACAUCCCGGUCUCAGAUCUUCCUGAAGGAUCAGGAUGGGAUAUUAGGGAGGAGGAGGACGUGGAAGCAGAAGCUUUUAUGAUCCAAGAAGAAGUGGACGCCAUAACACAGUCGCUCCUGACUCGACUGGAUGAGCUGGAUCGCAGGAGGGAGAAAGAACGAAAGGAGAAAGAGAGGCCGGGUCCGAGGAGCAACGGGACCAUGAACAUUCAGACCCUGGAGCUGAAGCUAACCACAGAGCUAGCUCUGCAGCUCACUGAGCUGUUCGGACCUGUCGGGGUCUCUCCAGGUGAGUUUUCUCCGGACGACUGCUCGGUGCUCAUGGACCUCAAUCUGGCCAAACUGCUGCACCAGAAAUGGAAGGAAACCAUCCAGGAGAGACAAAGACGAGCAGCUCUGACGUAUCAGCUACUGCAGGAAAGUUCUGAUUACUGGGACGAGUCCUGGCCGCUCGUGUUUGAACAGUGGGACUCGGCCGCCGGUAGCGCACAGGACGCCGCGCUGUUGGCCGAGCGCUGGAGCGCGUCCCGUCCGCCGGUGUCUCUCAGGGACAUCAUGAUGGAGGAGCAGGUGAUGCAGGAAAGUCUGGAGAAGGCCAGGCUGAUGGAUCCGGACCGCAAGGACGGUGCCGCCCUCCUGAAGGAGAAGCAGCUCUACGCUCUCUUCCCCAGCAUCGACCGACACUUCCUCCGGGACAUCUUCAGAGACCACAAUUACUCUCUGGAGCAGACGCAGCAGUUCCUUCACGCCCUGCUGGACGACGGUCCUGUGAGAAACGUAGUCGCCGCUGAGCUCGGCCCCGAGCGUAACGAGUCGCGCAGACCGCCUAGCAAAGAGAGGCGGAGGACCGAGCGAGAGGGACCGACGCCGUAUCAGGACACCGAAGACCCCGAGUACGAGGACUUCCGGACGGAGGCCGUGCUCCAGAGACGCCGCCAGCACGAGUCUUUCCAAAAAGCCGCGGAAGCCUACAGACAAGGGCGCAAGGACGUGGCCGGUUUCUACGCCCAGCAGGGGCAUUUACACGGGCACAAAGUGAAGGAGGCGAAUCACCGGGCGGCGGUGCAGAUAUUCGAGCGGGUGAACGCCACACUCCUUCCUCAGAACGUUCUGGAUCUGCACGGGCUGCACGUGGACGAAGCUCUGCGUCACCUGCAGAGGGUGCUGUCUGUAAAAAGCACCGAAUGGAUGCAGGGUCUCUGUCGCCCUCAGCUGUCUGUCAUCACAGGGAGAGGAAACCACAGCCAGGGGGGUGUGGCGCGCAUCCGGCCCGCCGUCCUCGACUACCUCAAAAACCAAAAUUACAGGUACACGGAGGUGAAGCCGGGUCUGUUGGUGGUGACGCUGCACUGAGACGACUGCACACGGCUCUUCUGCUGACCUCACCAUGAAGAUCUGUCUCACUGUCACUCUCUCAUCAUCAGUGCCGGUCUUUAUUAUUAUUCAGGUUUUAUUGAUGCUGUAAAUGUGACGUGUGUAUGUAGAUGUCCACUACAGGGCAGCGGUGGCUCAAUUUCAGCUGAACACACUGUAUUAGGACGUAACCGCGGCGAUUGUUUUUACUAAACUACAUUUUUACUGAUUACAUUUAAAUAUAUUACACAGAUACACUAAACCUAAAACCACUUUUAUUUACCUGUCCUGCAUAAAUCUGGGAUUUAUUUUUACAGCAAUCAGGUCGUUAUUUUUGAACGUUUGCUUUUUAUUUGAGUUUUUAUUUUAUUAUAUUUUCAUGAGAUGUUUUAUUGUUGUGUGUUUUGUUUCUUGGUUUAAGGUUUUAUAACAGUUCCACCCUCUGUUUUACCCUAUAAGCACAUCUUACCUCCUCGCUAUUGUUGCUGUGGUUACCGCAUCCUUUAACAGCUACCCAAAUCAAAUACAUUUUAAUCUGGAAAGAGAGAGGAACACACUAUGCUCUCUGUAACCCUCCACCGCUCUUGUAGCUGCACCGGUUGCGUCUGUUAAGUGUUUUAGUGUUUUUAUUACUGUAAUGAUAUCAUUCCAGGUUAUGUGAAACGUAGAGCAACAAUUUACCAUCUUCUACUGAAAUUCCACCUCCGAUACCAACAGUAAAUGUACCAGCAGGUCCAUUAGCUGAUCAAAACCUUGUACCUGCUCACACGUCCAUGAUGUGAUCUCUGAAUCUUCAAUAGCCUCCUCACGUGUUCACCACAGAGACAAACGGCUUCAUUUUACAAGCUUCAUCCUCCAGAGCUUUAAAUGCACUGUUUUAUAGAAUUACCAGUUUAAAUUAAGAAUAUGGAUUUUUCUUCUUGUCCCAAAGUGCCAAAAAAUGGAGUUUGAGUUUACAAAGGAGUAAAAACUUGUUUAAAAUUCGUGUUUUAUUGGGUUAUUAACAGGUUCUCUGCUGUUUUGUAGCUGUACGUUCUUUUAAGGAAGCUGAUUUUAUGUAUCUUAAUGAUGCUCAUUAUGCACAUAACCAUGUUUAUAUUUCCUACUUACGUGUUAAUACCUGUAAUGAAUUUGUACAUCUGUAUAUUUUGAAGGAUGUGUAUUUUUUUUAAAGCGGUGGCUGUGUGUUUAUAAUGUAAUACUAAUUAAUAAUAAAGGAAAUGAU